Molecule: messenger RNA, 2424 nt
Organism: Besnoitia besnoiti
Lineage: Eukaryota; Apicomplexa; Conoidasida; Eucoccidiorida; Sarcocystidae
Product: RNA recognition motif-containing protein
Exons: 3
Coding region: 1-2424 (807 amino acids)
Biological process (GO): positive regulation of mRNA splicing, via spliceosome
Cellular component (GO): spliceosomal complex
Molecular function (GO): RNA binding; protein binding
Source: RefSeq, a predicted model, not a curated record
AUGGAAAACGAGAACGGGAGCGUGCCAGGAGGAGGCGGUGCAGGCAGUCCGAAGUCGUCGCCUUCCGGCGCUGCAUCGUCGGCUAUGGGGAAGGCCGGCAAGGGCGUGAGCAACGCGUCGCUGUCGCCGUCUCUCGCUGCCGUGGCCGCUGGGGGCGCCGGCGCCAACAGUCCCCAAGUCGACCUCGCCCUCGCCCAGAAAGCGCCGGUCGCCGCGGCCGCCGCAGGGACCGCCGGCUCCUCGAGCGCCGAGACGCUGUCGCCCCCCGGCGUCGCCACCCCCGCAGGCGCCGGCGUGGCAGUGGCCGCCAAGGCCCCCGGAGCCGCAGGCGCGACCCCCGGCAACAACCCCAUGGCCUCGCCAUCCGCGAUUGUCUCCGGGCCUGCAGGCGCCGCCGCGCACCAGCCGGGCGCGAGCGCGGGUAACACGGCCAUGAGCGCGAUGUCGCCUGGCGCUGUGCAAAACAACGCAGCGACGCCGCUCACGCAGCCGCUCCCGCACAACGCGCCGCCAGUCGAGAUCAAGUUGUUUGUCGGACGCGUCCCGCCCACGAUGGAAGACGACGCCCUCAGGCCGAUUUUCGAAGACUUCGGGGACGUCCGCGAAGUCUAUGUCAUCCGGGACCGAAACACGCAAAAACACAAAAACAGCGCAUUCGUCAAAAUGGCCUCUCUGGCUGCUGCAGACGCGUGCAUUCGCGCGUUGCAUAGCAACCGCAUUUUAGAUCAGGCGCUGGGGCCGAUCAUUGUGAAGUACGCGACGGGCGAGGCGGAGCGUCUGGGGAUGAACAGCUUGGGCAUGGGCGGCGAGGGCGGUGGCGGAGUCGACCAGGCGAAGUUGUUUGUAGGGAGUAUCCCGCGCACGAUGAGCGAGGACGAGCUGCGCCUCUUCUUCCAGACCUACGGCACGGUGGAGGAAGUCUUUGUGAUGCGCGACAGCAGCACCGGGACGGGCCGUGGCUGCGCGUUUGUCAAGUUUAAGUACAAGGAGGAAGGCCUCCACGCGAUGCGAAUCCUGAACGGCAAACACGUCUUCGAGGGCUGCACACGCCCCGUCGAAGUCCGCUUCGCCGAAAGCAAGGCCCAGAGGCAGCAGCACGUGACCGGCGGCCAGCACGGUUUGGGCGGCUGGGGGGGUUUGAGCGGCGGGAUGAUGGCACAGGGCCUGUCGGGCUCGGGAGGCAUGGGCGGCCGAACCAGUUUGUCGGGCAGCAACGCCAACCCGCGGCAGGCGGGUCAGUGGAAAGAGUACUUUGCACCUGACGGGCGACCCUAUUACCACAAUGAGUACGCGAGUGUGACGACGUGGGAGCGCCCGCCCGAGUUUGAUCACCUGCCUCCACUGGCGAGUUUGACGCUGGGCGCGGUCAGUCAGGCCGUCUUUUGCGCGGGUGGCGGCGCGAUCGGGGGCAUGCAUGGCUCGCACAGCAGCGGCGGCGCGGUGGGCGGCUCCGAGGCAGCCGGCCCUCCGGGCGCGAACGUGUUUGUGUUUCACAUCCCGAACGAGUGGACAAAGACGGACUUGAUUCAGACCUUCUCGAGCUUCGGCAGCAUCGUCUCCUGCCACAUUCCGGUCGACAAGCUCAGCCACCGAAACCGAGGCUACGCCUUCGUCAGCUACGACAACAUCCAGAGCGCCGCGAACGCAGUCAAUCACAUGAACGGCUGCCUGGCGAUGAACAAGCGCCUGAACGUCUCCAUCAAAAAGGGUGAGGAGCACCACGUCCAGCACCUCCUCUCCGCGGCGGCCACGCACCCGCACGCGGCUCACGGCCACCUCCACGGCGGACAGCCCCAGGGCGGCGCCGGGGGCCAGCCUCAGGGCGCGGGCGCGGCGGCGCACCACCACGGAGCCCAUCCCCACCUCGCGGGCGCGACGCCCGCGGCGAUGAAGAACCACGGCGUCUCCGCGGCCAGCAUGCACGCGCACCCUCACGGCGCCGCCGCGCCUCAGCAGCAGGGCGCCGGCGUCAAUAACGCGGCAGCCGCAAUGUCUGGAGUCGCCGGCAUGGUCGGUCUCGGGAACCCGCUGCAGACUGGCGCCCAGAACGCCCCGGCCGGGCAGGGCGGCGCGAGGGCGCAGGGAGGCGCGGGCGCGGCGCAGCAGGCUGGCGCGGGCGCGAGCGCCCACGGACACCCGCACACCCUGUCGUCGCACCUCCAGCUCGCAGCCGUCGGCUCGCUCGCCGCGGCGGCGGCCGGUGCCGGCAGCAGCGGCGCCAUGAUGAGCAACGCGAACCCGCAGAUGAGCGGAGGCGUCUGCGCUGGCGCCGUCCAGGCGCGCGGCGCCGGGGCGGCAGGGACCCAGCAGGCCUUUGCGGCCCCGGGGGGGGGAGCACAGCAGCAGACCUGGGGCGCGGGCCCCGCGCCCCCGCCCCAAGCGGCGUACGGCGCUGCCGCGGGUCAGCGCUUCAACGCGUACUAA